This is a messenger RNA of Lindgomyces ingoldianus, 1608 nucleotides long. RefSeq lists its product as uncharacterized. Lineage: Eukaryota; Fungi; Ascomycota; Dothideomycetes; Pleosporales; Lindgomycetaceae. The transcript is spliced from 2 exons. The coding region runs from base 439 to 1395 and encodes 318 amino acids. The record is from RefSeq and is a predicted model, not a curated record.
UCCAACACCUAAGCGGUGAACUCAGCGAACUGACGCUUAAACCCGUGAACGGUGCCUCUGAUCGUGCAGAUUUGCGCUUCCCUCCCACACCUUGAAGCAUCUGGGCCAACCAACAGCCUGGAGAUCCUCGCUUUAGUCGUUUAGACUUACCCUCCUUUAGUCACACCUUGAACACACUGCGUCUCUUGGCACCCUCGACCUGUCCCGGCUCCCUUGCGCAUUUAAGUGAUUGGUGUUUUCCUUCUUUAUCUUUUCCGUGGCAUUCGUCUUUAUCAUUCUGAUUUCCGGGUGCUGAAAUGGCUUCGACCACUUGAAUGUGUUGUUCAAGCUGGAGAAGGUAGGUGAGAGAAUGGCCCGAUAAGGAACACUACAAUACCUUUUCCGUUUCCCUCACCGUCCGUCAAUCUCUUGAUCUCAUCCCUCUCACAUGCGCCAAACAUGGAUCACUACCGAGUAGACAGUGGAUUCGAUGGAUCCUACUGCUCCAAUCUCUCCGAACCGGGACGACCUCUUUUGCUUCGAAGCAACACGGCCCCUACUCGUCGUCGCAAACCUAGGAAGAUAUCCUCAGAACCUAGUCCUAACUCGCAGUCCCCCGACAUAGAGAAUCAACGACCGGCUUCUGAGAAGCGCUUGAGCGGAUUAAGAAGAUCUGGAGAGCCACGCCGGAUAUCCAUCGGAUCCUCAUCCGAACGUUCAACAAUCCGUUCACGUAGACAAGGUGGUGGAUCUAAGCCCUCCUCUCGUCGGACUUCCUGUACGCUCGUCGACCCAUCACGACCAACCCGACAUUAUAGAAUCAAAAGCUCCCAAACUGUCCCAUCAACGAACCGUGACGUCGACGAUGUUCUCGCCCUUCACUUCCGUAGUUGCAGCCUCUUCCAAAACCCUACAUAUCGCUCGGGCCAUCAUCUCCACGGUUCCAUUUCCGGAUACGAAAUUGCAGACGUAGGGACCUUCUCGUCACGAGCUGUCCCCGUUUCAGCCCCUGCGCCACAAUCAAGUGUCGACGCCAUCACUACUUCGGAAUCCCCCAAGCAGAGUGAAGAGACGAUUGAGGCUGUGGAGCUCCCCAGCACUACCAUGCACUGGACGUCGCCGAGUACGAGAAAAAGAGAGUACGAGAAGAUUGAUCGAGCGAACAGUGGAAUACGAGGUCUCGUGAGGAGGAUGCUUCCGAGAUGUGUAUCUGGGCCUCCACCGCCAAGAUUUUAUGAGAAAGACAUGUCUGACGUGGGGAGUGUGAGGAGAUAUCGAAUGGAUAUUACAGAGACGGAUCACGAUGAGGCGGAGCAGAAGAACAUGGCUUUGCUGCGACAUCAGCAGUGGAUGGUAGAGAAGAAGCCAUCCACGGAGACUACGAGCCCGAAACCGAAGUGGUGGACCUGUUUCUAAGACGAGCACGAGUAUAUCACGGCGGCACGAAUCUGCAUUUCUGAGCAGCAGCAUCAUGAAGGCGUUAUACGAUACCCACGCACAUGAAUCUUGAAUCAUGUACAUAUCUGCGUUAUACCUUAUCAGAGUACGAAUUGGCUUUAGUUUAUUCCCUUCGUUGCAUAUAUACCAAGUACAGUGGAGGAGGACUUGAGGUAAUAGGAAGGAAUUGAA